AUGGCGAAAGUGAUGGAUUUUAACUUAGUGCUCAUGGGUGCUGUGCUUUUGUCUGUACUGUAUCUUUGGACGACAACAGAAGCGGAGGAUCUCUAUGUUAACACGACCAUUCUCUAUAGUGCGAUUGCUAAAGGAGCAGUAUGCUUGGAUGGAAGUGCACCUGCAUUCCAUUUUUAUCCGGGAACUAGUUCAGGAGUUUAUAGUUGGGUCAUUCACCUUCAGGGUGGGGGCUGGUGUGAAACUACUUCUGACUGUCAAAAUCGCGCACGUUCGGACUUAUCUUCGAAACAUGCACCAAUUGUAGCUCAUUUUAGUGGAGUUCUAAGCAAUGAUCCUCAAGUAAAUCCAGACUUUUACAAUUGGAACCUAGUCAAGAUCAGAUGUUGUGAUGGGUCAUCAUAUACUGGCGAUAUUGAAGAAGUUGAUCCAGAUACUAACCUCCACUAUAGAGGAGCAAGAAUUUUUGAGGCAAUUAUGGAGGAAUUACUAUAUCGUAAAGGGAUGAUAUAUGCUCAAAAUGCUAUCCUUAGUGGAACUUCAGCAGGAGGGUUGGGUGCAAUCCUACAUUGUGACAAAUUCAGAUAUUUUUUUCCAUUGACUGUUAGAGUGAAGUGCAUUUCUGAUGCUGCUUUUUUUUUGAAUGUAAAAACUAUAACUGGGGAGCCACAAAUUGAAGAGUAUUACAAGAGAGUUGUUGCUUUGCAUGGAUCUGCCAAGAACCUACCACUCUCGUGCACCUUGAGCUUAAACGACCCAAGUUUGUGCUUCUUCCCUCAGUAUGCAGCACAACAUACUUACACACCCCUUUUCAUAAUUAAUUCGGCCUAUGAUGCUUUUCAGAUAAACCACAGUUUGAUUCCUUCAGAAGCUGACCCUCAACAUGUUUGGGAUUAUUGCAAGGGAAAUUUAAAUAGUUGUUCACCUAGUCAACUGCAAACUAUCCAAGAUUUUAGGUUGACAUUUUUAGAGGCGUUGAACGAACUAGGACCAAGUACAACAAGAGGAUAUUUCAUUUCCUCUUGCCAUUCCCACCAUGGCAUUGAAAUACAAAGCUACUGGUCCUACACUAACUCUCCAACAUUAGCUAACAAGACUAUCGCUGAAGCAGUUGGAGGCUGGUUUUUUGAUAGGAGUGGGUUUCAAGGGGAUGGCCCAGCUGUGCUAGGAAAAAGAAUAGAAAAAGCAUCUGACUACUUCAUGCAUGCUCCACUUGGCUCAGAGGGAUAUAGCUCAGUUGGUAGAGCUCCGCUCUUGCAAUUGGGUCGUUGCAAUUACGGGUUGGAUGUCUAA
Messenger RNA from Nicotiana tabacum (common tobacco), 1290 nucleotides. RefSeq names its product pectin acetylesterase 8-like. The record is from RefSeq and is a predicted model, not a curated record. Gene Ontology annotation, biological process: cell wall organization. Gene Ontology annotation, molecular function: pectin acetylesterase activity. Gene Ontology annotation, cellular component: plant-type cell wall. Lineage: Eukaryota; Viridiplantae; Streptophyta; Magnoliopsida; Solanales; Solanaceae.